AUGAACAGAGUAGCUGCAAGAAUGAAUCGUACUCUGACUGAAAAGGCGCGUGCAUUAUUGUUAGAUUCACAGCUUCCUAAAGAGCUUUGGGGCGAGGCCCUGCGAUAUGCGGUAUAUGUCACUAAUCGUAGUCCCACUGCUUCCCUUAAUGUUACACCGUUUGAAAUGUGGGAGGGAAGACGUCCUAAUGUGUCUAAUUUUAGAAUAUUUGGGUCAUCUGCAUAUGCCCAUAUUCCCCAAAAACUCCUAAUGAAGUUGGACCCUCGUGGUGUGAAAUUGAAAAUGGUUGGGUAUGCUCCGGGGGGAUACAGAUUAUGGGAUGCUAAUGAAAGGAAGAUACACAUAGAACGAAACGUAUUGUUUAGGGAAGAAACAUGUUCAGAGUCUCCUAAAACGAUUAGUAUUGACCUGGAGUCUAUCUCGAAUGGGAAGGAGAAGGAUGGUGGUAGCAGUCCUGAGAAAACCAAAACCCCUUUAAUUUCUGAUAAAACCCAAACCCAUGGUACUGAGAAAAUUUAA
Messenger RNA from Parnassius mnemosyne (clouded apollo), 519 nucleotides. NCBI's taxonomy places the organism in Eukaryota, Metazoa, Arthropoda, Insecta, Lepidoptera, Papilionidae. The record is from the annotation of a GenBank genome assembly.